GGGGGAGCGAGCGAGAAAUGCAGAGGCUGCAGCGGCGGCGGCGGCGGCAGUAGCGGCAGCGGCGACGGCGGCGGCGGCAGCGCUCCAACUCGCUCCACGCUCCGGGCUCCGCCGUCGAGCCGGGAGAGAGCCUUUGCCGAGCAGCCAGGCACCGGGCCGGACGACGCCAGCCACCCGGGCCCCUUGGAGGCACCGCGCUCACCCAGGGCCGGCACAGGCACCCAAAGCCUAGAACUCCAAGAUGGGAGGCAAGCUGAGCAAGAAGAAGAAGGGCUACAAUGUGAACGACGAGAAAGCCAAGGACAAAGACAAGAAGGCUGAAGGCGCCGGCACCGAGGAGGAGGGGACCGCGAAGGAGAGCGAGCCCCAGGCGGCUGCCGACGCCGCCGAGGUCAAAGAGAGCGCGGAGGAGAAGCCCAAGGACGCGGCGGACGGCGAGGCCAAGGCGGAGGAGAAGGAGGGCGACAAGGCGGCGGCGGCCAAGGAGGAGGCUCCCAAGGCCGAGCCCGAGAAGAGCGAGGGCGCCGCGGAGGAGCAGCAGCCCGAGCCCGCGCCGGCGCCCGAGCAGGAGGCGGCCGCGCCCGGGCCCGCUGCGGGCGGCGAGGUCCCCAAGGCCGGCGACACCGCGGGCGCCGAGAGCACGGGCGCGGCCGAGGAGGAGGGCGAGGCCAAAAAGACUGAGGCUCCCGCCGGCGGCCCCGAGGCGAAAAGCGACGCGGCCCCGGCUUCAGACUCUAAACCUAGCAGCGCCGACGGCGCGCCCUCGUCCAAGGAGACGGCCGCGGCCUCGGAGGCGCCCAGUUCCACGGCCAAGGCCACUGCGCCCGCCGCGCCCCCCGCCGCCACCACCGAGCCGCAGGCCGAGGCCCCUGCUGCCCCUGCCGCCAGCUCCGAGCAAAGCGUGGCCGUCAAAGAGUAACCGGGACAGCCUAGCCAGAACCGACGACGCCACUUGCAAACGACCUGUCUCACGCUCUCUCUGUCUCUCACUCUGUCCUCUCUCUGUCUCUCUAUCCUAUACUAACUUGUUUCAAAUUGGAAGUAAGGAUAUGUAUUGCCCAAGGGAUUAAAAAGAAAAAGAGAAAAGGAAAAAAAAAAAAAAAGAAAAAAAGAGGAUGUGUCCCAUCAGGGGAGGGAGGGGGUGGGGAGAAUCCAAAUAGUAUUUUUGUGGGGAAAUAUCUAAUAUACCUUCAGUCAACUUGACCAGUCAGUCCUGGAUUUUAGAGAUCAUUGUCUGAAAGUACAUCAUUUGUACCUGAACCGCUGUCCCCUGGCGCGCCACCCCGAAAGCCCCAGCAUCUUUCUUGCGCUGCGGUUGGGGGAGGAAAGCGUUUGAUUCUGCCCACAGGGCCAGUGCCAAGGCAAUCAGAUCUUUAUGGAAGCAGUAUUUUCUGUGUUUUAAUUUACAGCCUUUCUUAUUUUGGUAUUUUUUUUUUUUUGACGUUGUGGAUGAAUGCCACCUUUCAGAUGGAGCC
Chionomys nivalis (European snow vole) is the source of this 1475-nucleotide messenger RNA. It is a transcript of the gene Basp1, whose product is annotated as brain abundant membrane attached signal protein 1. NCBI's taxonomy places the organism in Eukaryota, Metazoa, Chordata, Mammalia, Rodentia, Cricetidae. Gene Ontology annotation, cellular component: nucleus; cytoplasm. Gene Ontology annotation, biological process: negative regulation of DNA-templated transcription. The transcript is spliced from 2 exons. Bases 242 to 919 code for a protein of 225 amino acids. The record is from RefSeq and is a predicted model, not a curated record. Gene Ontology annotation, molecular function: transcription cis-regulatory region binding; transcription corepressor activity.